Messenger RNA from Fragaria vesca subsp. vesca, 3025 nucleotides. Its product is annotated as probable disease resistance protein At5g66900-like. Gene Ontology annotation, molecular function: ADP binding. NCBI's taxonomy places the organism in Eukaryota, Viridiplantae, Streptophyta, Magnoliopsida, Rosales, Rosaceae. The transcript has 7 exons. The record is from RefSeq and is a predicted model, not a curated record. Gene Ontology annotation, biological process: defense response to fungus. Bases 214 to 2823 code for a protein of 869 amino acids.
GAUGUGUCUGAGCUUCUGAAGAAGAGAGUCAUAACAGUGAUUCGUAGAGAGAAGUGGUGCAUCCUUCUGCAAUUCUACGGUUUAGGGCCGGGUUUAAGAGUGACACCUAAAGCCUAGUGCUAGCUACGUACUCGGUCUUUGAUCUCUUGAGAAUCCUAAGCAACUGUUCAGAUCCGGUAAGCAAGCCCGGAGAUAUACAAGUUUCUGUCGAGAAUGGUUAAAUUCAAUGCACUGGAGGUGUUUGUAGGGGCUGGUGCUGGAGGAGCACUUGGACCGGCGUUAGAUGUCCUUAGGGAAGUGGUGGAGAAGGCUUUGGAGUUUGAUCCCACCCUCGAAAGCGUCAAAUCCACAGUGGAUUCUUUAAGCCCAUUGAUCCCGAAGUUAGAAGCUCAUAACAAUGCGUUGGGUGGUAACCGAGCAAGGGAAGUAGAAAAGCUGAAAGAAACAAUGCAGAGAGGAAAAGAACUGAUCGAUAAGCUGGUGAAGAUUAGUGAGUGGAGCUUCUGGAAGGCCGAUUACACCGACCAACUUGUGGAGUGGAAUGAGUCUCUCAAGAGACACUUGAAGAUAUUGAAGGUGCAGGGAGUGUGUGAUGGUAUGGAGACCUUGGUUGUGGCAAAGAAUACUAGUGAGGGUGUGAAGGAUACUAGUAAGGAUGUGAAGGUUAUUGUUACGGAUGUGAAGGAGGUCUUAGUUGUGACAGAAGAACAUACUCGGUUGCUGAAGGAUAUCUCGGUCACGGCAGAGGAAAACACCAACAAAAUUGCUGGAUUGGAUGCAAAGUUGGAGGAAAUGAUGAGGAGAAACCAAGAGAUGAAUGGCCUAGUGCAAAAUCAAGUUAAGACUGGAUGGCCCGGAGUACCUAAACCACCACCAUUUACUGUUGGAUUCGAAUCACAAGUGGAUGAAUUGAAGAAGAAACUUCUUGAGGAUGGGGUGACAAUGGCUCUAAUCACUGGUCAUCCAGGAGCUGGGAAAACCACUAUGGCAAAAUCUGUUUGUCAAGAUGAGAAAGUGAAAGACAAAUUCAAGAUCAUCUUUGUCAACGUUUCACAAAGACCCAACACCGAGGUUGUACAGGAAAUAUGUGAAAAAGACGGUAAGAAAUUGUUGGGGUUCCAAUCCGAAGAAAUUGCACUUGUCUUGCUGCAACAACUUCUGAAUAACAGGACAGGAAAUGACCCUGUACUUUUGGUCCUUGAUAAUGUUUGGCCUGGAAACAGGACACGAUCUCUCCUCGCGAGCUGUAAGUUCAAAGAAUCAAAUCACAAGAUUUUGGUGACAUCAAGAUCUGAUUUGCCAGAAUUUGAUGUUAAACACCAGAUAGAAGAUUUGAAUGAGAAAGAUGCAAUGAGCCUUCUCCGUAAUUCAGCAGGCCUCACAGAAUCUUCUUCUAUUCCAGAAGAUCUUCAGAGAAAAGUAGUGGAGUUCUGUAAGAGACUUCCACUCGCCAUUGAAGUGGUCGGUAGAUCACUCGGCAAGGAAAUUGUGAUCUGGAAAGAUAGAGUAGAAGCAUGGUCUAGCGGUUCUCCUGUCAUUAGGUUUCAAAACCAUGUGCUUGUUUGCCUUCAAAGUAGUUUAGAUGCUCUGGGUGAAGAAGAUACCAUCGUCGAUAUCAAGGAAUGUUUCAAAGACCUUGCUUCAUUUCCUCAAGGCCGAAUGAUUCCUGUUUCUGUCCUCAAUGAUAUGUGGACAGAUAAACGUAGUUCAUGUAAUGCAAUACUCCACUACCUCAACAACUGGAGGCUGGCAAAUCUUGUAAUCACGAGGAAUGACGAGGGGGAUAUGGACGACUAUGUCGAACACUUCGUUACCCAACAUGAUCUACUUAGAGAGCUGGCUAUCCACCAUACGGAUACGGUCCCAAUAGAACAGAGGGAAAGACUGAUUAUAGACAUACGUGGAAACAAAUUUCCCAAAUGGUGGAAAAAACAGAUGGAUCAGCCCUUCGAAAAAGCUCACCUUGUAUCUAUAUCAACUGAUAGUCACUUCUCAUCAAAAUGGCGCGACAUACAACUACCGAAAGCUGAAGUUUUAGUUCUGAAUUCCCACACAAAGAACUAUGGAUUGCCCGAAUUUGUGAAGGAGAUGAAGAAAUUGAAGGUUCUAAUAGUCACAAAUGGAUUCUUACCAGCUGAAGUGAGUAAUUUUUCAUUGUUGGGUUCUUUAUCUAAACUAAAAACGAUAAGGUUAGAGCGAAUUUCUAUUUCUUCCAUUACCAAGAACCCCAUAGAAUUGAAGAGACUGCAGAAGAUAUCUUUCUUCAUGUGUAACAUGGGGCCAGCUUUUAGCAAAGAUUCCAUCAAAGAGGCAUUCCCAGAACUUCAAGAAAUCAACAUUGACUAUUGCAGUGAUUUGGUGGAAUUACCUGCUGACAUCUGUCGCCUAAUCCAUCUAAAGAAGCUCAGUAUCACCAACUGUCAUAAGCUAUCUGAGUUGCCUGAAAUGAUUGGAGAGCUUGUCAAUUUAGAACUUUUGAGAUUAAGGUCCUGCACAGACCUGUCAGAGUUUCCUGGUUCAAUUAGGAAACUCAAAAAGUUAAAGGUUCUUGACAUAUCCAAUUGCUACAGCGUUAAGGAGUUGCCUGAAUAUAUUGGUGAAAUGUGCAGCUUAGAAAACAUCAACAUGCGGCAGUGCUCGAGAUUGGAUGAGCUGCCUGAAUCAAUUUCAGAUCUUGAAAAGUUAACUGAUGUGAUAUGUGAUGAGGAGACAGAACGGUUAUGGAAACCUCACUUGCCCAGUCUCAGAAACAACAUAAACAUCACGGUGGUCAAAGAGAAAUUCAGCCUAGAUUGGCUUCAUCAGUAUACUCUUGAGACUUGAGAGCUUUCAUUUCUCUAUACAUGUGUCAUGUACGUGUGCUCAUUUUCUUCCUUGUUUCCGUCGUUUGUUUCUUUGUUUUUCUUUGCUUCUGUAAAUCAUGUUGUACAACAUUAAAUACUGGGUGUUGUAAAAUCUGUGGAGUACAGUGUUUGAAUUUUCACUAUUUGUUAUGAAUUUUCAUUCUUGAUCUUGUUCUUUUCUC